Molecule: messenger RNA, 1136 nt
Organism: Anoplopoma fimbria (sablefish)
Lineage: Eukaryota; Metazoa; Chordata; Actinopteri; Perciformes; Anoplopomatidae
Gene: znf706
Product: zinc finger protein 706
Exons: 3
Coding region: 107-337 (76 amino acids)
Source: RefSeq, a predicted model, not a curated record
GCAACGGUAGCCUUCAGCUGUCUGGGAACUGAGCAGCUGUCACACUUUUAUGUGUUCACGCCUAGCAAACAACUCGUCCUGUUCCUUUAUAUAAGGCUUUGCCAGAAUGGCUCGCGGGCAUCAAAAGCUUCAGUCUCAGCAGAAAAAUGCGAAGAAACAGGCCGAGAUGAAAAAGGCCAAGGGUCAUGAUCAAAAGACGGCAGCCAAGGCAGCGCUAGUGUUCACCUGCGCUGUGUGCAGGUCCCAGAUGCCUGACCCCAAAACCUUCAAGCAACACUUCGAGAGCAAGCACCCGAAAUCCCCUCUGCCCUCUGAGUUAGAGGGAGUGGAGGCAUAAACGGUCACCCUGGAUACCAAACCGAUUUCCUUCAAGGCCCUGCACCAACUCUGCACUUGUCUCAGUCUGACAGCAAUGGAUGAUUUGAUGUAAUUAACAUGAAGCAGUUAUCUUAAUUUAGGCUCUUACAGGCCAGGUUGCCUUUAACACAAUGCUUCCUCCCAUCCAGUACUCUUUUCGCUUGUGUUUUAAUACAUACAGAACUAAACUUAAACACCAGUUAUAAUUUCAGGGCAACUGAAGACCUGUAUGAUUCAGGAACAAUCUAAGUGGUGAAUGAAGAUUUCUCUCUUUAUUCCCACAGUUCUUCAAAACAGAUGCCUCACUGCCCCGAUGUGUUGUGCACAUAGGAGUAUUUCUUGCUGCUACCUCUCGUACCUCUCUAUCCGAACCUUUGAUGGGUUAAAUAAACCUUUAUGGCAAAUAUGACACAUGAGGUAAUGCAUACAGCAUCCUUUAACAAAGCAUGGAUUUCACUUGGGUGGGAAAAUUCAGAUUUUAUAUUUACUUUGAGUAUUGGAUCAAAAAGGAGGCUUUGACAUUUCUUCUCAUAUAAGUUGUUUAAUAUGUAAUUAUUCCACAGUGCUGUCUGCCAUAUAAUACUGCAAUCUUUCAUCUAGAUAAUAACAAUGUUUUGUUGGGUCACAAAAAUGUGAAAUUUUUCACCAUUUCCAAACUGCUACAUGAGUUGCAAGUUAAUAAAAUUUAAAGGGAGCGUGUCAGCAACACGUAAACGCUUGGGAAAUGAACGCUUCAAUGAUGUAUUAUAGCAUUUUUAAUAAAAUUUUACUUUGUUGUA